UGUUACAGGGAAGACCCAGAUGCACUGCAUCAAUAUCUGAGUGAGCUAAAAACAGACUUGGCCGUGGAGUACCAAGUCACGCUCCGAAAAGACCAGCUGGACAGGAAGAGGUUUUUGAACAGGUUUCCUCUGGUAAAAUGAGAGCUAGAGGAGUUCAUAGGAAAGCUCCACGCGUUCGCAGACAAGGUUGACAAGGUCCACAGGGACUGCACCAUCUCCAACAUUGCGGCCAUCUCCACUGGCGCUGUGUCUGGUGUCCUGACCAUACUUGGCCUGGCUUUGGCACCCAUGACAGCGGGGGCGAGUCUGGCACUCUCGGCCACUGGGUUAGGGCUGGGAGCAGCGGCUGCUGUGACCAGUGUGUCCACCAGCAUUGUGGAACACGUCAGCACGUUGUCAGCAAAAACCGGAGUUAGUCGCCUGAUGUCAACUGGGUUCCUGGAGGCACUUAAGAUCAGCCCCCGAACUGUUGGCACAACAAAGAAAUUCACAGAAGCUGUGCAACGCAUUGAAAUGAAUAUCCGUGCCAUGGAGACGGUCAAAAGCAACCCUGGCUUAGCAGCCGAUGCAAACGUCUUCAUCAGCAGUGGAAUAAUCUCAGUCCAAAGCAGCCAGCAGGAAGAGGUUACUUUCAAAGGCAGGGCUCUGGCAAUGACCAAAGGAGCCCGGAUUGUGGGUGCGGGCACUGCAGGUCUCUCCCUUCUGAUGGAAGUGGCCUUCCUGGUGAAAGAGGCGAAGCACUUGCGUGAGGGGGCAAAGACAGAGUCGGCUGAAAGGCUGAGGCAGCAGGCCCGGGAGCUGGAGAAGAAGUUGGAGGUGCUCACCGGCAUCUAUGAGAGUCUGCAGUAGGGCUGGACUCCGCCACUCCCCGAGCUGUGCAGGGACCAGGGACACUUGCGGGGCCAAGGCACGGAGGCACCUUGUUAGAGGGAAAAGGAGGACGAGAUAACAUAGAUGUAGCUAGGUGUUAGGAAUUUGGCAUUUCUGUAGCUGAGCACAGCAGGGGAGGGAUAAAUGCAGGUGGCAGGUGGGGGAGAGAGAAGGAAGGAGCAUGGAGCCUGGACAAAGGGAGGAGAGGGGCCUAGAGAGUGCGGGGAGGAGAGAAGCCACUUAUUUUGGACUAAAGAAGACACUGGGGGCAGAAUAAAGGGAGAGGGAGGGGGAACUAGCAACAAGAGGCCAGGAAUAUGAAAGGGUUGAACAUGGGAAAAAGCCCAGGAGUUAGGAUCGUUGGGCUCCAGGAGAAGUAGCAGGGGCUCCUCUCUCACCCCUCCCCAGGGUUUGAUGUCUCUGGUGGUCUCUAGCCCUACUUUUCCAGUAUCAACUCACCUUUGAUUCUAGCAGCUUUAUCUUAAUUAGGCAGUGAUUUCUUUUUGUUUGUUUGUUUUGCGGUAAGCGGGCCUCUCACUGUUGUGGCCUCUCCCGUUGCGGAGCACAGGCUCGGGACG
Aethalodelphis obliquidens (Pacific white-sided dolphin) is the source of this 1448-nucleotide messenger RNA. Its product is annotated as apolipoprotein L3-like. The record is from RefSeq and is a predicted model, not a curated record. Gene Ontology annotation, cellular component: membrane; extracellular region. NCBI's taxonomy places the organism in Eukaryota, Metazoa, Chordata, Mammalia, Artiodactyla, Delphinidae. Gene Ontology annotation, biological process: lipid transport; lipoprotein metabolic process. Gene Ontology annotation, molecular function: lipid binding.